This is a messenger RNA of Manis javanica (Malayan pangolin), 2292 nucleotides long. Lineage: Eukaryota; Metazoa; Chordata; Mammalia; Pholidota; Manidae. The record is from RefSeq and is a predicted model, not a curated record.
GAAGUGGAAGAGAGGCAUGGUCCCGGGGGCAGUGCGCGCCCUACUCACACAUGCAGGGCAAGAAGAAAGCUAUACAAUGAGCAGAAUCAGCUGGAGACUCGCUUCAGCCUGACCCCAUGGAGCCCUGGAGCACAUGACUCCUUUGCCAUGAACCAGUCUGCCCCCAAGGCCCCCCCUCCAACCCGCCGUGUGCGGCUGAAGCCCUGGCUGGUGGCCCAGGUGAACAGCUGCCAGUACCCAGGGCUUCAGUGGGUCAAUGGGGAAAGGAAAUUCUUCUACAUUCCCUGGCGCCAUGCCACACGGCACGGCCCUAGCCAGGAUGGAGAUAACACCAUCUUCAAGGCCUGGGCCACGGAGACGGGGAAGUACACCGAGGGGGUGGAUGAGGCUGACCCAGCCAAGUGGAAGGCCAACCUGCGCUGUGCCCUUAACAAGAGCCGUGACUUCCGCCUCAUCUAUGACGGGCCCCGGGAGAUGCCACCUCAGCCCUACAAGAUCUAUGAGGUCUGCUCCAGUGGCCCUGCUCCCGCAGAGUCACAGCCCAGUGAGGAUUGCACUUUUGGUGCAGGAGAGGAGGAGGAGGAGGAGGAAGAGGAAGAGCUCCAGAGGAUGUUACCAAGCCUGAGCCUCACAGAAGCAGUACAGCAUGGCACCCCCAUAGCACCUUAUUCUUUACCCAAAGAGGAUGUCAAGUGGCCACCCACUCUCCAGCCGCCUGUGGUGCUGGGCACCCCUGCUCCAGACCCCAGCCUUCUGGGCUCUGCCUCUUGUGACCCUGUUGGAUUUGGGGAGCUUCUCCCUGAGGUCCUGCCGAGCCUGCAGCCCGGGCCCCUGGCUGUCAGCCUGCCCCCAACCAGCGAACAACUCCUGCCUGACCUACUGAUCAGCCCCCACAUGCUGCCUCUGACCGACCUGGAGAUCAAGUUCCAGUACCGGGGGCGGCCACCUCGGGCCCUCACCAUCAGCAACCCACAGGGCUGCCGGCUCUUUUAUAGCCAGCUCGAGGCCACUCAGGAGCAGGUGGAGCUCUUUGGCCCUGUGAGCCUGGAGCAAGUACGUUUCCCCAGCCCUGAGGACAUCCCUAGCGACAAGCAGCGCUUCUACACGAACCAGCUACUCGAUGUCCUGGACCGUGGGCUCAUCCUCCAGCUACAAGGCCAGGAUCUGUAUGCCAUCCGCCUGUGCCAGUGCAAGGUGUUCUGGAGCGGGCCCUGUGCUUCAGCCCAUGGCUCACAACCCAACCCCAUCCAGCGGGAGGUCAAGACCAAGCUCUUCAGCCUGGAGCAUUUUCUCAAUGAGCUCAUCCUAUUCCAGAAGGGCCAGACCAACACCCCACCACCUUUUGAGAUCUUCUUUUGCUUUGGGGAGGAGUGGCCUGACCGCAAACCCCGAGAGAAGAAGCUUAUCACCGUACAGGUUGUGCCUGUAGCAGCUCGGUUGCUGCUGGAGAUGUUCUCAGGGGAGCUUUCUUGGUCAGCUGAUAGUAUCCGGCUACAGAUCUCAAACCCAGACCUCAAAGACCACAUGGUGGAACAAUUCAAGGAGCUCCAUCAUAUCUGGCAGUCGCAGCAGCGCUUGCAGCCUGUGGCCCAAGCUCCUCCUGUGCCAGGCCUUGGUGCUGGCCAGGGGCCCUGGCCCAUGCACCCUGUUGGCAUGCAAUAAUAGGGCUGCAUAUAGUGAUUGGCCCAGGCUUCUGGGAUGGGUGUGCAGACUGAUGUGGAGUUGUGACAGUCCCAGGGCACCUGACUGGCUGAAGGGUCCUAUCUGGGUCUUCUGGAAGUGGAUCUGGGCCCAGAAGGAGAGGGAAGAGAGGCCCAAGUGCCCAGUUCUGUCGACAGACGCUGAGGGAAGCUGGGAGUAUUUUGCUUCAAGGGCUGUCUUCCUGCGUGUCCCUCUACUCUGCGAGCAUUGGCCCACUGGCCCUGGAGGCAUAUAGCCAUCAGUGCCAGUGAGAGGGAGAGGAAGCCCUGACCCUGGUUGCACAGAGGGCACUGCCCCAGAGCAGCCUACUCUUGUGGUUGCCCCCAUUUCCUCUAAGAGUGGAGUGCUGUGGGCCAGGGACACCCUCCCUCUGCUCCCCACAGGGCCUUUGCUGGGCAUGGGCCUGAUUUGGGGGUCUAGUUUUGAGUUUUGCUUGCUUCAUCUUUCUCCUGAGAUAGAUAUGGGCACUUGGAUAUUAUACCAGAUACUUAAGGCUGGCAGCUACCUCCCUCCUUGAGACUCCAAGAACCUGGGGUAAAGUGGAGUUUUAUGUAUUUUUGGAUUAAUAAAUGUUCAAAAUAGAUUCAGCUA